AAAGAUAUUUUUUAAAAAUAAAAAUAAAAAUAAAAACCAAACAUUUUUUGUUUAAUUUUAUUCGAAUUUAAGUAAAAAUAAAAAUAAAAAUUACUCAGAUCUCCCCGCUCUGGCACUCUCUCUAGAGCCGGCGGCGACAGAUUCAGGUUUUGGCGAAUUUGACAGUGAGUACCAGAUAGAAAUGAGUGAUAUAAUCUCCGGAGUUAUUGAUCCUCCGGGAACUGAAGCGUCUGCUGCGAAAUCGGGUACUGAUGCUUCUCGUAUUGCAGAAGUGAAGGCGUGGCUUGCUUCUCAAUUUGAUGCUGUUGGAAAAGAAGUCCCUGAGUUUGAGUAUACUCCUCGCAGUGUCUCUCAUUUGUAUAAUUUAGCAUCUGUUUCACAAGCCAAGACCCAGGCUGCCAGCAUUGUCGCUAAUGAUUUCCGCCAAAAAGCCUCCGAGUACCGCUCGCAAGCUGCGAGGAUUAGGGAAAUAUUGGAGAAUGGGGGAUUAGCCCAGGAGAGUUUGCCAUCAAAUGUGGUUGCAUCAGCACAAGUUCUUGCAAAUGUGGCGAAUUUGUUGAAUAUAAGAGACACAGAACUGAGUAGUUUUCUUGUAGCAAUGGGGGAUAUUUCUUUAAGAAAGAUUGGAGUGGAGGAGAAGAGGGCUAAAGUGCAGAAGGAAUCCAAAAUUCUUCUUGACUACACUCGGAAAGCCAUAGCAAGGCUAACUUAUUUAAAACGAACACUUGCGCAACUAGAGGACGAGAUUGCCCCUUGUGAGGCUCAAAUGGCGAAUUGGAAGACAAACUUGCAAGUCAUGGGAUCGAAGGAGCGCCAAUACCUGCAGCAGUAUUCAAACUACAAGGCACUUCUCAAUCGUGUAGGUUACACACCAGAGAUUAGCCACGGUCUGUUGGUUGAAAUGGCUGAGCACAGAAAAGAGCUAGAAAAGAAAACUAAGCCCAUCUUAGAGACGCUGAGGAGUUACCAAGACUUACCUCCGGAUAAAGCUUUAGCCGCUUUAGCAAUUGAGGACAAGAAAAGGCAGUAUGCUGCUGCUGAGAAGUAUCUUGAGGAUGUAUUGCAUUCAGCACUCUCCACAUCAGAUUAGCAGUCUGGGGAAUAUAAGUUACUCCGUCUUUCUGCUCUUUUUAUGUGUCCGUACCACAAGCAUUUCAAUCUUGCUUUAUUAAGCUGAUGAUCAUUUCUAUUGUUCAAUUUGUAUGCUUUUGUGUGUGUGUGUGUGUGUGUGUGUGGUAACAUAUAAAGUUUGAUUGUACUUGAAAGUGAAGCUGACCACGGAGUAUAAACUGUGACAUUCUUGGAGGACA
Tripterygium wilfordii is the source of this 1310-nucleotide messenger RNA. RefSeq names its product AUGMIN subunit 1-like. Gene Ontology annotation, biological process: spindle assembly. The record is from RefSeq and is a predicted model, not a curated record. Gene Ontology annotation, cellular component: cytosol; HAUS complex. NCBI's taxonomy places the organism in Eukaryota, Viridiplantae, Streptophyta, Magnoliopsida, Celastrales, Celastraceae. The transcript has 7 exons. Bases 182 to 1090 code for a protein of 302 amino acids.